Molecule: messenger RNA, 3767 nt
Organism: Danio aesculapii
Lineage: Eukaryota; Metazoa; Chordata; Actinopteri; Cypriniformes; Danionidae
Gene: mthfr
Product: methylenetetrahydrofolate reductase (NAD(P)H)
Exons: 12
Coding region: 98-2068 (656 amino acids)
Biological process (GO): tetrahydrofolate interconversion
Cellular component (GO): cytosol
Molecular function (GO): methylenetetrahydrofolate reductase [NAD(P)H] activity; FAD binding
Source: RefSeq, a predicted model, not a curated record
CUAUCCGCACAUGCUGUUUAGCCAGAGAUCAAGCACAGCGCCUCCCUAGGACUGCAGUCUCCUUUCAUAAGCUCUGGAGAAUCUGGAAAAGGGAAAUAUGGUAAACCAAAGAGCUGACGUGGGUUGGCAGUCUAAGAGUGACUCCAGCGGGGCCAGUAACAGCGGAGAGAGCUCCAGAGAGAGCUCCAGAUGCUCCACCCCGGUACUGGACGCUGAUCGCACCGACCGGCUACGGGACAAGAUGAAACGACGAAUCGAGUCAGGGGACCACUGGUUCUCAUUAGAGUUCUUCCCACCUCGCACAUCGUCUGGAGCUGUCAACCUUAUCUCUAGAUUUGACCGAAUGGGUUCUGGAGGCCCUCUCUUCAUUGACAUCACUUGGCAUCCCGCCGGAGAUCCGGGCUCAGAUAAAGAAACAUCUUCCAUGAUGAUAGCAAGCACAGCGGUUAACUAUUGCGGUCUGGAGAGCGUCCUGCAUUUAACAUGCUGCAAUCAGACAAAGGAGAAAAUAACAGACCACUUAAAUAAAGCCAAGCGGCUCGGCCUAAAGAAUAUCAUGGCCCUGAGAGGAGAUCCUGUUGGGGAAGAUUGGGUGGAGGAAGAUGGUGGUUUCAACUUUGCAACAGAUCUGGUCAAGCACAUUCGCCAUGAAUUCGAUGACUACUUUGAUAUCUGUGUAGCCGGUUACCCCACGGGUCACCCGGAGGCUGAGAGCUAUGAAGAUGACAUCAGGUACCUUAAGGAGAAGGUUGAUGCUGGAGCACACUUCAUCGUCACCCAGCUGUUUUUCAGAGCAGAAACCUUUCUUAAAUUUGUCAAAGACUGUCGAGCCAUCGGCAUCACCUGCCCCAUUCUCCCAGGAAUCUUCCCCAUCCAGGGUUAUCAUUCACUCCGUCAGCUAGUCAAACUCUCCAAACUUGAAGUGCCGGAGGAGAUCAAGCAAGUGAUUGAGCCCAUUAAGGAUAAUGACGCCGCUAUCCGGAACUACGGCAUCCAGCAGGCUGUAGAGAUGUGUAAAGUUCUGCUGGCCAGUGGAGAGGUCUCCGGCCUACACUUUUACACGCUGAACCGAGAGGUGGCCACCAUGGAAGUGCUUAGGCAGCUGGGAUUAUGGGCAGAGGAUCCACGGCGACCUCUGCCCUGGGCCAUCAGCGCCCAUCCAAAGCGUAAGGUAGAAGACGUCAGGCCAAUUUUUUGGGCUUCCCGACCCAAAAGCUACAUCUACAGAACGCAAGACUGGGAUGAUUUUCCCAAUGGAAGAUGGGGUAACUCUUCCUCACCAGCCUUUGGCGAGUUGACAGAUUAUUACCUGUUCUACCUGAAGAGUAAGUCUCCUAAGGAGGCGCUGCUGCAGAUGUGGGGAGAGGAGCUCAUGAGCGAAGAGAGCGUUUAUGAAGUCUUUACCAACUACAUCACUGGACAAACCAACCGCAGUGGACACAAGGUGAUGUGUCUGCCAUGGAACGAUGAUCCUCUGGCUCCAGAAACCAACCUGCUGAAGGAUGAGCUGGAGAAGGUGAACCGCAGAGGUGUUCUCACCAUUAACUCUCAACCCAACAUCAAUGGCAAAGCCUCUUCUGACGCGAUCGUGGGCUGGGGUCCUGCAGGGGGAUACGUCUUUCAAAAGGCGUAUUUGGAGUUUUUCACAUCAAGUGAAAACGUUACGGCACUUCUGCAAGUGCUGAAGAAAUAUGAACCUCGUGUGAACUACCAAAUAGUCAAUGUGCAGGGCAGGAAUAUCACAAAUGCCCAUGAUAUGCAGCCCAACGCUGUCACAUGGGGGAUUUUCCCUGGCCGAGAGAUCAUUCAGCCCACUGUGGUGGAUCCAGUCAGCUUCAUGUACUGGAAGGACGAGGCUUUCGCGUUGUGGAUUGAACAAUGGGCGAAGCUGUACGAGGACGAAUCGCCCUCGCGCAUGAUCAUUCAGUACAUCCACGACAACUACUUCCUGGUCAACCUGGUGGACAACGACUUCCCGCUCGACAACUGUCUGUGGCAGGUGAUCGAAGACAUGUUUGCGCUCCUGGACUCUUCUCAAGUACCGCAGGAGGAGGCAAAUGAAUUGUAGCACCACUAUUUGCUGCUAUUUGAUCCAGAGACAUCUCAACGCACACUUUACUGUAACGGCAGUGCUUAUUGUUUUUGUUUUUUAGUCAUUAUCAGCACUUAAUUCUUCAAUAUAUAGGGGGGAAAGUGACAAACGUAGCACUAUACGCAAUGAUUUGCCUUAAUCUUUAAAUGGACUUGAGUUAGCCGGUUUGGGUGGCGUUUUCUUAUAUUUUAAGCUUGAUUUUUACCUAUUUAUAGACCGUAUUUUGGAUACUGCAGAUGUAUUAAAGCAGGUCAAAAUGUGUGGACCCAGAAUACGGUAUGUGGAUACUGUAUUUUCACUCAGGCGAAUCAGGUCAUAAUGUCAGGUCAUAAUUCUCUCAACAGUCCAGCAACAUUUAGAUUUAACACCCUUAGAGAAGAAUAUAGUGCUGGACACAGCUAUGUUAGCUUGUAACCCUAAUUAAUGUGCAUUUGUAAGAGAUUCCCAGUAAAAUGCUAAUUCUAUCGAAAGGCAGUAUUUAAAUGGAUCAAGCAAAACGAUUAACAAACAUUCAAAUUAUGGUCACUUGCAAUAUUAUUUGAUGCCUAAAACUAAGCAUGUCAUAUUUUGGGUUCACACCAAACACUGCAUCACUUGCUCUCGUUUACUCAGGGGAUGUUUUUCCCCUCUCGCUACACUGAAAAAAAAAAGAUUUAUUGGAUUUACUAACUUUUUUUAAAGGUAAGUAGUUGCAAACUAUUUAUAUGGGCUAAAUUUAACCAAACAAAGCUGUACAUUACUAAAUUUAAUUUAAACAAUUAAUGUUUUUGAUGUUUAAAGGGGUCGUUCAGCCAAAAAUGAAUAAUCGUUUUGGAAACACAACAUUCUUGUUCAACUGUUGAAAGUAAGUGAAUAUUUUAAAACAAAAAAAAAACUACAAGACGCAGUUUAAUUCACGUUUUCUGAAGAGACAGUUGUUUUAUGUGGUGAAAAAAUUACAUUUAACAGGGUAUAUGCAGAAAUCCUAAAGGUAUCUUCAAUACCUUUUUAAGACUAUUUAAAGACCUUCUCAGAAUAUGUUAAGACCUAAUCACCACUUCAAAUUCUAACCAGUAUCAAACCUUUAAAUUAAUAAACAGUUGUUAAACAGUUGCAGUUAAAUAAAUCAAUGGAGCACAACAAUGCAACAGAACUCAGAUAAGCUCGGAAGAAACAAAGCUUGAAAGAAUAAAUUACGUGGUUGUUUUCAAACUUACAUGUUCCUAUUUUGCCGUCUAUUUCGCUACAUGUGAAGAGCGUCGCAAAUUACGUGACAUCACCCUGAGGGAGGAGCUGGGCCCGACGCGCCCCAGCACAAAAACUAAUCGUGUGGAUUGAGUACAACAUCCUUAAUAUUAGGAGGAAAAUAAAAUAUUUUUUGCUUUUUUGAAGUCAAACACUUGAACAAAAUUUAAGACCUCGUAAAAACGCCAUUAAGACUUUUUAAUACCUUUUAAGGGCCUUAAUUUUCUCAUAAUUGAUUUAUCAACUUCUAAUACUUUUUAAGAACCCGCGGACACCCUGUUUAAACAUGGAUAAAUGCACAUCUAUUAGAUAAGCACCAAUGUGUGCUUCGUAUUGGAGAAACUUUGAGGUUUAUUCUCAAGUGUAAAGCAAGCAUGGUUGUUUGAGCUUCUGCAAAAACAAUGAUCGAUGUUUGUCAAUGAAAGCCUUAAUUAAAUCCCUCAGAUGGAAA